Molecule: messenger RNA, 462 nt
Organism: Symbiodinium natans
Lineage: Eukaryota; Dinophyceae; Suessiales; Symbiodiniaceae
Source: the annotation of a GenBank genome assembly
AUGGCUGACUCUGGUGGCUACAGCAGUGCUGUGGAAGAUCAGCUGAAAGACGUCCGGCAGAUCCAAGCUACCCAAAGAGCUUUUGCUGCCAUUCGGGGUGAUGGGUCUGUUGUGACCUGGGGACAUGCUGAUUUUGGUGGCGACAGCAGCGCUGUGCAAGGCCAGUUGCAGGAUGUGCAGCAGAUCCGAGGUACCCACGUGGCCUUUGCUGCCAUUCUGGGUGAUGGAUCUGUUGUGGUCUGGGGAAGGGAUGGCUAUGGGGUCAUCGAAAGCACUGUGCAAGAGAAGCUGCGAGACGUCCGGGAGAUCCAAGCUACCGAAGGUUCUUUUGCUGCCAUGCUGGGUGAUGGGUCUGUUGUGACCUGGGGACCUGCUGACUCUACAUCCCCCUUGGGAAUAAUUUUUCAUUUUGUUUAUACAAAGCCCAAGAGGAUAUUUUUUCCCCUAAACCCUAAACCCUAA